Cladocopium goreaui is the source of this 4701-nucleotide messenger RNA. The record is from the annotation of a GenBank genome assembly. Lineage: Eukaryota; Dinophyceae; Suessiales; Symbiodiniaceae.
AUGGAGGUGAUCCAGGUGGCUUAUAUGUGGCGUGUGGCCCGUCGAGCUGUAGACCUUCCAGAUGUAGAUCCGCUGGCAGAGCCAAGUCCAGUGGUAACUGCACCUUCAAGUUCAGCAAGCUCGGGCAAGAAGGUGAAGGCUUCAAAUGUCCUAGACCAAAUGGACGACACGGAGAUUGUUGCCAUGACUCGUCAAGAGCUGAAUCAGGCCUAUCAGUUCCACAUCGAGGAGACAGGGGCAGAACCACCUCACGAUUGCGAUCCCACUGUCGAACAGAUUGCUGCCAUGAGGGACAGAACCAUAACCAGGCAAGAGGCACCCUAUGCAGACUUCAGCAUUUUGACCCCUUUUGGCAAGACCAUGCAGCGGCAACUCAAGACUCGAAGCUGGGUCUUUCAACAAGAUGGCUCGUUUCGAGCACUCGAUGUUCCGGGACCACCAUCUCUGGAAGCCUGGAAGAGUUGUUGGAAAGUGUACAGGAGCAUUUUGUUCAUGCUUCGCUAUCCUUCGACUGCAUCAGGGUUGGCUCCAAAGAAGGUUGUGACGUCGGCAUCGUUGGAGGAGUACUUCGAGCGCAUUGUGAAGCUUGCUGCAGAUUUUCCAGAGACUUGGCAUUUGAUCAUGCGUGCCGAAGACAAGUGUCGGUCGGAAAUGCUGGAACGUUACAGAAGACAAUUGACAAAGGCUGCAUUAGAGGGCCGGCUUCCCAUGAACCUCGACUUCGACCCGAAUCAACCAUGGAUAGGUGUCUUCACUUAUGCCGCCAGAAAUUCAGAGUUCUGGGACGAGCAAGUGGUGAAGCCAUCUACCAUUUUCAUUGCCAGAGGAGGCCGACACAUGACCAGCGAGAAGGCAGAGCGUGUUCACAUUCCAGAAGAAGCACAAGCUGCCUUGGACAAUGUGAAAGGGAUGAAGCCGGAGUUGGGAAAGUCACCGAAGCCGAAGAGCCCGAAGAAAGGCAAAGGUCCGAAGAGAGCUUUGGAGGAAACGUCAGAAUCGCCGCCUGCUGCCAAAACCAAGAAGAAGGACACCGAGCAUCCUCGCAAGUGGGGAAACCUUUUUGUGACCACGGCAGAUGGGGUGGAGAUUUGUUUCAAGAACGCCAAGGGCAAGCCUGGCACAUGUUUUGGCGGUUUGAGCAGAGAGAUUGCAGAGGUUUGUGGAGGAUUGGUUCAUGUUUUGGAACCUUUAGAUCAACAUGGGGGUUGGGAUAUCCUUACGGACGAUGGCUUUGCACAGGCGAAGGAACUUGUUUCGAAAGCAGAUCAUGCUCAUUUGGCAUUUCCAUGUCGAAGUUUUUCCACGGCACGAAGAUCAGAUCAACAUGGCGAUGUUCCUGUCAUUCGCAGUUCGGAGAAGCCGGAUGGAUGGGGUUCACCGCUUGCAGUGGAAGGAAAUUUGAUUUUGGAAAGAGCCAUCAUUUUAGCUUUCUUGCUUUUGGACAAAGGUUCAACAUUUUCGAUGGAAAACCCGGAGAACUCCUACGCUUGGUUGGUUUCUUUCAUCCAGCGAUUGAAGAGAGUCGUUGGAGUUAUCUUUUCGGGAUUGGAUCAAUGCCCCUUUGGUGCUCGCACUCAGAAGCCCACUGGAAUUUUGGGAAAUGCUGCAUGGAUGACAAGUAUCAACACUCGAUGUCAUCAAGUCAGACCUCAUGCUCAUAUGGAAGGUGGCCUUCAGGGCAAGACAUGGGAUCCCAUCACCAACACGUGGGUUUGGAAAACUUCCAAAGCUGCAGAGUAUCCUCAAGGACUAUGUCACGCUUGGGCUUUGGCUUUGAAGGGAUGGUUAACAUCCAAAGAGGGCUACCAAUUCAUGGCUUGCAGAACUCUGGUCAAGGUGAGCCCGUUUCAGAUGGUAAGACUGGACAUGGUUGGAUCACGACUGGACAAGGCAGUCACUCAAAUGGAACCCUUGGAUGCUUCGUCUUCAAGACAGCGGCUCAGCAAAAGGGCCGUUCGAGAGGAAGAAAACCUUCAGGCCAUAGGUGGCCUCCGUGACCCUCGCAGGGCAGUUGCACGUUCCCUGAAGUUGAGAAGGGUAGGGGAAAGAAUUAGAACAGUUCUAGAUCGGUGCUACUCAGUUCAAGACUUGCUUUCCUUUGAGAAGGCCGUUGGCAUGGGUGCAGAACUGGUUUACAGAUGUCGUCGCGAGAUGGCUGCCGAAUUCAACGUUUCUUGCACCUUUGUUUCUGUAGCUGACUAUCAGACUGACCUGUUGGAAAGUUUGCUGCAAGAGGCCGAGGACAAGGAUGCAAAGGUUUUGCCUGGAUGGCUCAGGCAUGGAGUUCCACUGGGGAUUUCUCAGCCCAUUGAGAACACAAACAUUUUCCCUGCUACAGACGAUGUUUCAGCUGCAAUCAAGGCGUCUCAGACAAUUGGUCAAUUGUUGGAAGACUGGUCGGGAAAGGCACUUAACUACAGAAGCUUUUAUGAGGCUGGUCAGAAGGCGCAAUCAGAGCUGGAUCGUUUGGUUACUGAUGGAAGAGCUGACUGUGUCGACACGUGGGAGCAAGUCGUUUCCAUGGUCGGUACAGAUGCCAAAUUGACGCAGUUAGCAUGCAUCAUCAAGAACAAGGAGGGAAAGGAAAAGGUCAGACUUGUGGUGGAUAUGAGACGCAGUGGGAUAAAUGGGACCAUGACACUUUUGGAAAGGGUAGUUCUCCCACGUAUUCCGGAUGUUGCUAAAUCUUGUGAUGAACUCCUCAAAACGUCAAAUCCGGAUGACCAGUUGGAGUUCUUUGUUUGUGAUUUCUCGGAUGCCUUCUACACUUUAAAGCUUCAUGAUUCGGAGAGAAAGUGGGUCGUUUGCAAAGGCUUGGACAGCCGCCUUGGACGGCAAUGCUUUGGUCGGCUCUUCAUGCAGCAAAGCUUCAAUCAGCUGCUGGGCCGAAGCGGGAUACCACUAGGGGGAGUGAAGAGAGCUCGUGAGGAGCUGGGGUUGAAUGGUGUGAGCAACAGUGCUCUUGGAACACCAUCCUCAGUUGAAACACCGGCUUUGUCUUCACAUGUCCCUUCUUUGGCAACUGGUACGAGUUUCAGCGCUGGCAACAAUGAGGCUCCGGCAUCCAGUAAUGACUGGAUAUUUGUGCCAGUAACUAGUUCUUUAGGACCCAAAUUUGCUGAGAAGGCCGAUCCUGUGAAUGCAUCUCAAGUUCUCAGAGUGGUUGACAUGGUAGGUGCUCAUUCUAGCUCAAGCCGUUUAGCUGGGGGUAGCUUUGCUGUCGAGCAUGCCGAAGCUGGAGUGGUGAUCGAGGCUGCCAGGAGGCACAGGCCAAAGGGCCCCUUGUUACCUGAUCCACGUAGGGCAUCAAAAGGGUCAGUGUCACAAGCUUUGCGCAUUGCUGGAAAUGAGAGGGAUGCCAAUAGGGCAUUGGAAGUUUUCAAUGACGCAAUGUAUGCUCCUCAGACCACUGCCACCAAGAACGCGUUGAGAAAUACUUGGUGUUUGAUCUCCAAUCAACUUGGCUUGGAGGCGUUUCCUUUGUCCACGGAAAAGAUUGUCAAAGCCGAAGAAAUCCCGGAAGAAUUACUUCAGGAUAUUUGGACUCAGGGAAAGUUCAUUGAAGGAAGGGCCAACUGGCCUGAGCUCAGACAUGAAGCUUGGGUGGUGGCAAUUUCUUUCCUUCUUCGUGAGACGGAAUUGGCAGGGUUGAGGCUCAGCCAAACCGAUACCCUGAUUGACAUUAGAAAGAAGCAGGUUUCCCUUCAUCUCCCGGUUUCCAAAGCAGAUCCGGUUGGUCGUGGCUGUAGGAGAACGCUGUCUUGCAUCUGUAACUCUCACAGAUGCUUCAAGUGUCCUUUCUGUGCAGUGAUGUCGCUGGUGAGAAACCAGGUCAUCCGAACUGGUGUGCAACAGACAGAGCCGAAAGCGGAGGAGAUCCCCUUGGUUGCCUCUAUUGGGUCACCGUGGGAAACCAUCAAGAAGGAGGCAGUCAUCGAAGCGCUGAAAGGCGAUGCUCAGUCGUUGGUGGAUGACCGUCCUCCUUUGAAGCAUCGAAUUUGUGUGGAAAGAGUCACUGGUCAUUCUUUCCGGCGCACAGGAGCCAAGAUGCUGGCUCGGUCGGGAAUUUCCAUUGACCUCAUCCAAUUUAUGGCUAGGCACAGUUCAAGUGCUAUUUUGGGCUACGUUGAAGAAGCUGCAGAGGAAUCACCGGCUAUCUCUACUCGCCUACAGGAUCACUUGGAUUUGAGAAGUUUGAUCAAUUCGGCAUUGAAGGAUUGCAACGACUUAAAGGAGUCAAUGGAGAAGGUCAAUGCUAGACUGAAUGAAGGCACAGUGGGAACUCCUAUCGCACUGACGCGUGAACAUGUCUAUGAAGCAUUCGACCGCUGGUCAAGACCUGAAGUGGUGUACAACAUCCACACCAGCAAGCUUCAUUCGACUUCUGGAAAUUGCUUUCGAAAUAGUCCGAAGGAUUGGACCACUUCAUGCGGAUGGAAAUGGAUCACAUCGGGCAGAGACGCACGGGCAGUCUUGGAGAGAAACGACUUGCCCUCUGAUUUCACCAUUUGUGCAAAGUGCCAUCCAAAGAUUCCACAGUGGGUCUUCGGAAACAACAUCAGAUAUGCAACGAGCUGGACCUUGGUGGCACUCAGGCCAGAUGGCCUUUGGAGUGUGGCACACCUAGUAAGGUCAUAUAAUAUACCCUUAAUAGUGGGUUGCGGUUUUGUUGUAUAUUUGUGUUUGUUUUUGCACAGGUGA